Messenger RNA from Ziziphus jujuba (common jujube), 2815 nucleotides. Its product is annotated as probable helicase MAGATAMA 3. Gene Ontology annotation, molecular function: helicase activity. Lineage: Eukaryota; Viridiplantae; Streptophyta; Magnoliopsida; Rosales; Rhamnaceae. The record is from RefSeq and is a predicted model, not a curated record. The transcript has 21 exons. Bases 158 to 2632 code for a protein of 824 amino acids.
ACAAAAAGUGCUAUCUAAUUUUUAUUGGCUAAAAUUUUUUCUCCCUUCCUCAAAACGCAUCGUUUCAUUAAUGGACAUUUAGGGUUAGGCUUCUUCUUCGUCCUGGUGCACGGCUAGUUGCUCCAAGCCGACGUUCGUCGGAGAAACAAAGCUCUCUAUGGCUGUGGAUAAGGGCAAACCUCAAGAAGAAGCUUCGCUAGCCCAUUUCUACAAGAUAGUUCUCAGUUGGGACUACUUCCAUCUUCUCAAAGAAGCCAAUAAGAGGAAGGGUGAUAUAGAAGAAGGAGGUGGUUUGGGGCUGAAGAAGGUGAAGACUACCUACAAAGACAUUGAUGAUUAUAUUUCUACUUUUGAGCCUCUUAUUUUCGAAGAAGUUAAAGCCCAAAUUGCUCAGAAAAAAGAUGAAGAAGAAGUUGCAGAAUGGGAGAGCAGAGUGGUAGUGGAAUGCAAUGAGGUUGAUGGGUUUCAUUUAGUAACUGUAAACUAUGCACAUGACGAGGAAUCAAUAUCGCAAAAUGAUCUUUUGCUUCUUUCAAAAGUCAAGUUUCAAGUGGGUACAAAACUGCCAACAACAUAUGCAUUUGCUUUGGUGGAAAGUUGCCAGAAUAAUCGAAUUAUACUUAGAAUGUAUUUGGCUGGAGAAGUUACACAUAUGAAAACAAAUGGCAUUGAUUCAUGUUCAAGGCUGUUGAAUAUGCGGUCGAUGAUUACUUCUACUAAUGAUGCAGACAGAUUCUUUAACAGUUUAAAGAUUUGCAGCUUAUCAACUAUCACUCGUGAAUAUACAGCUCUACGAUCAAUUGGUACUCUUCCUUUUAAGGAUUUGAUAAUUACAGCUGCUCAAAACAAUUUUGAUCCAGAAAUCCAGGCCUGGAAAAUUUCUAGACAUCUGGAGGAAUAUAUAAAAGACAAUCUCAAUGAAUCUCAAUGGGAAGCCAUACAGGCUGGUUUAUCGCGUAAACCCUUUGUUCUGAUACAGGGUCCUCCAGGAACAGGAAAGACACAAACGAUCCUUGGAAUUCUCAGUUCCAUUUUGCAUGCAACUCCAGCAAGAGUACACUCCAGGGGUGGCUCACUCAACGUAAAGCACGGGCCAGACUUGUCGUUUAAGGAAAAAAUCAAUCAUUGGGGACGAGCAGCACCUUGGCUCAGCGGUAGUAAUCCUAGAGAUGAUGUAAUGCCCGUUGAUGGUGAUGAUGGUUUUUUCCCAACCACUGGAAAUGAAUUGAUGCAGAAACCAGAAGCAGUUAAUUCGAGCCGUAAAUAUCGUGUGCGUGUUCUUGUAUGUGCCCCAUCGAACUCUGCACUAGAUGAGAUUGUAUUGCGUGUUCUAAAUAAUGGUGUACAUGAUGAAAAUAGUCGUUCAUAUAAUCCUAAAAUUGUACGCAUUGGUCUUAAGCCACAUCAUUCCGUUCGUGCAGUCUCCAUGGAUAAUCUGGUAAAGCAAAAGCAUGAAAGCAUGGAGGCUGAUAAAGACAGAUUUAGAGCUGCAGGAAGUGAUAAGGACAGUAUUCGUGCUGCAAUUCUGGAGCAGGCUGUGAUUGUCUUUUCCACCCUUAGCUUCAGUGGUUCAACUCUUUUCAGUAAGUGGAAUCGUGGUUUUGAUGUUGUUAUAAUAGAUGAAGCCGGCCAAGCUGUGGAACCAGCUACUCUUGUUCCACUGGCCAAUGGAUGCAAACAAGUAUUUCUUGUUGGAGAUCCAGUUCAACUUCCAGCUACUGUAAUUUCUCCCAUUGCUGAGAAAUUUGGAUAUGGUAUGAGUUUGUUUGAGAGAUUUCAGAAGGCAGGUUAUCCAGUGACUAUGCUGAAGAUGCAGUAUCGUAUGCAUCCAGAGAUAAGGAGAUUUCCUUCGGCAGAGUUCUAUGCGGAGUCAUUGGAAGAUGGUCCUAAUAUUGAAGAGCAGACAAAACGUUCCUGGCAUGAAUACAGAUGCUUUGGGCCAUUUUGCUUCUUUAACUUGCAUGAAGGAAAAGAAUCCCAGCCCUUAGGAAGUGGUUCCUGGGUAAACAUUGAUGAGGUUGAAUUUGUCUUCCUCCUGUAUCAUAAAUUGGUGAGUACAUAUCCAGAGCUGAAAUCAAGUCAACAACUUGCAAUUAUAUCCCCAUAUAGUGCACAAGUAAGUCUCUUGAAAGAGCGGUUUAAGGAGACUUUUGGGGUGGAGUCAGAGAAGGUAGUGGACAUUACUACUGUGGAUGGUUGCCAGGGACGUGAAAAGGAUGUUGCAAUAUUUUCUUGUGUUAGGGCAAGUGAGAAAAGAAGCAUUGGGUUUUUGGCUGAUUUUCGGCGAAUGAAUGUUGGCAUAACUAGAGCAAAGUCUUCUGUUUUGGUGGUGGGUUCUGCAUCGACACUGAGAAAGGGUGAUGAGCACUGGAAUAACUUAGUUGAAAGUGCUGAGAAGAGAGAUUGUUUAUUCAAGGUGUCGAAGCCAUACACUGCAUUCUUUAGUGAUGAAAAUCUGAAAUCCAUUAAAAAGAAGGAUGAGUCCUCAGCGAGGGAGGCAAAUCUGGGUGAUGAAUUGGAUUACAGUGCACCCAUCUACAAUCAAGGAGAUGCUGACCAAUUGCAUGGAGACGAAAAUGACUUUGGAGAUGGAGACAUGGACAUGGAUGAUGGGGGCUAUGAUGAGGACUAAGUCAUAAUUUUCAACCGGCUUAACCUUUUUUUUUUUUUUUUUUUUUUCAGUGGAAAUUAUUUAAUUUUUAUAUGAUACAAUGCACAGUUACAUCCUAUAAUUAAUAACAAAAUCUGAUGCGCAUGAGCCGCACUGUUGUUUCUUUUGAAACUUGAAAAUAAGAAAGGGUCGAUUUGUUUGACA